CGAAACAGCCAUGGCUGAAGAAAGUAACCGUGGAAACACGCCUCCUGCGUUUACCUUCGACGACGAAGCAAUGCCGAGCACAAGCCAGGAAUUCUUCGAGGGCGCUUCGGGCACUUCCGACUGUAGCACUACGAUUUGUGAUGACUCCUUCGAAGACCUGUGGAACGCGAUGAACAGCCACAACGAUGCCACGGACGUCACUGGCCAUACACAUGUCACUGAAAGCGGAAUCACCAGUGCCCAACCUGUGGAGUUCAGGAGCAGCAUUGAUCAUGCACAGUCCAGUACAAGCCGUGCUGGCAUGGAGGAAGCAUCGGCCAUUCCGGAAAACAUUGCUAGCAAUUCUGACGAUGCCUGGCGUUACCAAUGGAACACUCAGCAGAGGUCAAUAACCGACGGGACUUACAAAGUCGACGGCGUCACUGACAAUGGUAACACGAGUUACCUGCACCUGGGGUCCAGCACCAGCAUUGAUCACGCAAUGGCCAUCACAAGCCCCACAGGCAUGGAGCAAGCACCUGCCGUUACAGAAGGCGGCGCCAGAAUUCCUGAGACCACCAGUAUUGACCAAAUGAAGACAAAGUAUAUCCCCGCUGAUGGCACAUCCACCGUAUCGGGGCGUACGCACAACACAGAAACUGGAAGCACUGGUUUCACACUUCCGGUCUACAGCAGCAGCGGUGGUGCAGACAACGCAAUGGCCAGUACAAGCUAUGCGCGCAUGGGGGAACCAUCGGGCAUUUUUGGAAACGACGCUUGGAGUGCUACUGGAGCUGGGGCUCGAGAGCAGCAACAGUUGUCCGGUGCAUGUUCCAAUGUUUCCAGCAGUCGGGAUGCCUUACACGGGCACGCCAACGAACACACGGGCGACACAGCCCAAAUUUGUAAUGCGUGUGUUCUAACCUCUGUGAACAAUUCGAAGUUCGUAAAGCAUUGCCGGAACAGCACAGACGGGCACCACAAAUGCGAAGCCUGUGAUAAAUCGCUCCACCUGGCUGAUCACCUAGCUGCAAAUUACCGCACGCACACACACGACACACCCUACCAAAGCCCUAUUUGUAAUAAAUCGUUCCGGCAGUCCAAACACCUUAAUGACCAUAAGCGCGCGCAUACAGGCGAGAAACCCCACAAAUGCCAUAUUUGUAAUAAAUCGUUCCGCUGGUUUAGACAUCUAGAUGACCAUAAGCGCACUCACACAGGCGAGAAACCAUACGCUUGCGAAACCUGUGGUAAAUCAUUCGCGCAGACGGCAAGUCUACACAUACACCAGUACACUCACACAGACGAGAAACCCCAUGUGUGCCAUAAAUGCACCAAGCGAUUCAAAACCAUACCACAUCUCAAGCGUCAUCUCAACUUGUACUGUAGGAAUGGAGCUUUCGUUUGAGAAAUAUGUCAUCUUUUAUUUAUGCACAACUCAGGUGUCAGAGCCGCCAAAGCAUGCACGAGGAUAAAACGCUGUAUGAGUGAUAAUACUGGUGUCAGACGCACACUUCUGAUCGCGAUCGGGGCCCAUCAGGAUUGGAUUUCAUGAUCGCGAUAAAAAGUGGUCGCUGCUACAUGGUUAAACGAUCCGGAUCGAGUUAUUGUCGUCUGCUGAUCGUCAGCAACUCUCAGAACUGCAUAAUGUAUCGGCUACAAAUUCAGUUUGUAAAAUAUGGCUAAAUUUGGGCAAUAUUUCUAUUUUACGCCUGAUAUUACUGGUAAAAAUAUUUUUAAACUUUUUUACUGAGCUGCCUUCCCUUCUUUUUAACGUUUUCAGAACACUGCGCUAGAGGUCACAUACGUCAGCCUGCGAUUGCGGUUAAGGGGACUGAUCGCGAUUGGCGAAUCGCGAUCGCCCAGAUGCAGAACCCGCAGGAUCGCGAUCCCAAAUGACUGCGUAGAAACACCCGAUCGGGAUCAACCCGGAUCCCGAUCGGCCCCAAGCGCGAUCAGAACUGUAGGUGUGACACCGGUGUAAUACGUGCUACUUAUGUGGAGAUUUACUUGGAGACGCGGUUCAACUAGUGAAACACCUUGUGAUGCAAAAGGGCGGGCAGCCGUAAUAUUCUGACUAGUGCGUAGGUUGAACUCGCCCGCAGCCUUUUGCAUAACAACGUGAGAAUGAAGGCGUGCUCUGAAACAGGGCUGAUAUUCUUUCACAGGAUUGAGCAGCUAACUAAACGCAUCACCUGUACAGUCCGGCUUUUUUUAACGUUUAAAACGGCCGAGUAAAAUGCUGGUUUUUAGAAACGAUUAGGUUUUUAGAAAAGACAAGACGUCAUCGCAAUAAUUCGGCGUGCUUAAAUGCCGAAGUACAGUGCAGGUCAUGGCUAGAGCUCAUUGCAUUCAGAACUCUGUUGUUCUUGAACCUAGCUUUAGAAAACUCAUUUGAAGACAAGUCCUGAUGGGCUGCAAGUAUGUGUUUUAAGUAGGAGGCUGAAAUGUCCGCACAAGGUCCUCGACAGGUGGUUUGGUUAGUGACUUGUUUUGUGCAAGCGUUUUGACCGUGUACUAGAAAACAAGAUUUAGUAAACCAUCCUUUUAGUGUUUCAGCUGUGUGAAGAGAAAACAAAUCUCACUAGGAGCAGUUUAAAAAGUAAGGCUUGUUUUUUGUUCGUUUUUUCUUUGUCAACUGAAAACUCAUAUCUGCUAUUGAGGUUCUUCAGGCCUGCUGACUUCGUCAGGCAAUAUUAUUUCUUUUAAAUUUUUUAAUACAUUGAAUAUUUUGGUUCUCUUUGGCUCUUGUAUUCUUACCGAAGAUAUUUGUUCCAUACCAUAAACAAAGCUGAUGACAGUAGUGGGACCAUUAAAUUCAGAUGGUUUGGAACUUCAUUGUAUGAUAUGGUCUUCUUCUACAAAAUUUUUAGUUAUUCUUGUUUUAUUGUGGCAUAACCUCUGUCAGUUUCAAACGGCAGUUUUUAUCCCCUAUGAAGUCGCGUGUACUGUCUACGCCUGCUCUCUAGUUGCAAAUGUAGAAUCUUCUUAGUCUGAUGUGACAAACGCAUCCGUGCGAGCAUUGAUAUGAGAAGUAAGGUGCAGCGAUGCGUGUUGAUGCCCUUACUUGUAUAUCUCUUUACUUUGAACGCGUUUGAACUGCUAGCAAAGGUUAAGUUACUGCUGAGCGCAUGACGCGCCCGCAUGUAACAGAACAGUCUCAAAAUUUAUCGCUGAUUAUAUUGUUUGUCUGCGUUGUAAUUAGACACAUUGUGUAUAGAUAUGUGCCUUCCUAAAGACGCGCUAGCUCCAGCGAUCACGGAGGAAUCUCAGACGAAUCACGUGGAAAUGGCCUACGCUCAUUAAACACAAACCACGUUUUGGACGAUCGACGAAUGUGCCCGGCAAUAUCUUUCUGCCCGUGCAUAGCUUCUUUGCUUUGUUCAUUUAGGCCCAAUAAAGACUAUUUUGUCACGCACG
Dermacentor andersoni is the source of this 3399-nucleotide messenger RNA. Lineage: Eukaryota; Metazoa; Arthropoda; Arachnida; Ixodida; Ixodidae. The record is from RefSeq and is a predicted model, not a curated record.